Molecule: messenger RNA, 465 nt
Organism: Penicillium chermesinum
Lineage: Eukaryota; Fungi; Ascomycota; Eurotiomycetes; Eurotiales; Aspergillaceae
Exons: 1
Coding region: 1-465 (154 amino acids)
Source: RefSeq, a predicted model, not a curated record
AUGAUCCAAAACGGUGUUGGAGAGCGGCCAUCCGAGAUACCUAUUGGUCUCAGAGACAUAUGCGAAAAAAUCCACCAAGUUGCUGAGGAUGUGAGGACCUUAGGUCGGUUUGGUAACAAGAGAAGCUUCACCCUCGUUUCAAACGCGGCUCGUAUUAUGACUUCCGAACAAAGCGAGCGACCAUUCCGAGUCUAUCAAGACUUCCUCUACGAGAUACGCCGUGGUCGUAAUGGCAGAAGCAUGGCCACUUUGUGCGCUGCAAGCAUCGGGAAGACCAAAGCCAUCACAUUAAACCAAAAGGACAGGACUACGCUUGUAAGAUAUAUAGCCAAUAACGGCAGUGUACUUACUUCUGAGCCCCUCGCGUUGCUUGCUGCUCAGUACAAUAUCCCGACAGCUGAGACCCAGUUCCGUGACAAGUUUCAAAUUGGCCGUCCCAUAGGUCUGGCCCUACUACCCGCGUAG